Messenger RNA from Morchella sextelata, 309 nucleotides. RefSeq lists its product as uncharacterized. NCBI's taxonomy places the organism in Eukaryota, Fungi, Ascomycota, Pezizomycetes, Pezizales, Morchellaceae. The transcript has a single exon. The record is from RefSeq and is a predicted model, not a curated record. Bases 1 to 309 code for a protein of 102 amino acids.
AUGACACAAAUUCGACGCCACGGGCGUGCUGAGCCUGUUGUCCACUCCGUCAAGCUCCGCAUCGAAAUCUGCGAAAUCACCACCCAGCGCUACGAAGAUCGUCUCGUGAUGCUUGAUGAGGAUGAAGCCUACAUCAACUCGCUGAUGAGCCAACUGGAUGAAUACGAUGUGUCCAGUGACCAGUAUUACCAAUUUAUGAGCCAGCUCAUCAUCGUCUGGGCGGAGAUGGAGGAUCUGAAGGCGAAGAUUAAGGUCUCGAAGGAGGAGUUGGCGAAGUUGAUGUUGACGGAGUUGUUGGGUGAUGUCUAG